GCCGGCACGUGUUUUGUCCGGUCACUGCGUCGCCGCCGCACCCGGGAUCGCUCUGCCGGGGCUCAGGGUCUGGCCGGCGCCUUGCCCGGGUCCGCUGCCUGUGAGGAGCCGAGCGCCUGAGAGUGCGUGAGCCAUGGGGAAGGCCAAGUCGGCACGGAAGGCCCCCGGCCCCAAGCCCAAGCCCAACCCCUUCGAAGUGAAAGUCAACCGGCAGAAGUUCCAGGUCCUGGGCAGGAAGACUCGCCACGACGUGGGGCAACCCGGCGUGUCCCGUGCGCGGGCCAUCAAGAAGCGCACCCAGACAUUGCUAAAGGAGUACAAGGAGCGGGAUAAGUCCAACAUUUUCAAAGACAAACGCUUUGGGGAGUACAACAGCAGCAUGAGCUCUGAGGAAAAGAUGCUGAAGAGGUUCGCACUGGAGCAGCAGCGCCAGCACGAUAAGAAAAGCAUCUACAACCUGAACGAGGACGAGGAGCUGACCCAUUACGGUCAAUCCCUGGCGGACAUCGAGAAGCUGCACGACAUCGUGGACAGCGACAGUGACACUGAGGAGCGCGGCAUGCUGUCAGCCGAGCUGACGGCGGCCCAUUUUGGAGGGGGCGGCGGGCUCCUUAACAAGACGACGUCCCGGGGAGGUGAGGAGAGGGACCAGGCGAAGUCCCGCCGAGAGCUGAUCGAGGAGCUCAUCGCCCGGUCGAAGCAGGAGAAGAGGGAGCGGCAGGCGCAGCGUGAGGACGCGCUGGAGCUCACGGACAAGCUGGACCAGGACUGGAAAGGUGUCCAGACCCUCCUGUCACACAGGAAGCCCAGGGCGGAGGACAGGGAGCAGCCGCAGAAACCCCAGGCCGACACCUACGACAUGGCGGUGCGGGAGCUCGGCUUCGACAUGAAGGCCCAGCCCUCGGACAGAAUGAAGAGCGAGGAGGAGCUGGCCCGGGAUGAGCAGCAGCGGCUCAGGAGGCUAGAGGCUGACCGGCUUCGCAGGAUGCUGGGGGAGGAAGGACAGCGCGAGCGACCGAAGCACAUGUCGGCAGACGACCUGAGCGACGGCUUCAUCCUGGACAAGGACGACCGGCGUCUGCUCUCCUACAAGGAUGGGAAGAUGAACGUGGAUGAGGAUGUCCAGGAAGAACAGGAUGGGGGUGCCGGUGGCGGGGACAGUGAGGAGGAAGAGGAGCAGGAACAGGAGUCCAGCGGGGAGGACACAGAACAGAGCGAUGGUGCAGAUAGCCACUCAGACCUGGACUCCGACACAGACAGCGAGGGUGACCAAGAGGGCCUGGAGGGGGGACAGCUGCCGGCACCCAGGAAGAGAUGUGGAGGCACAGACCCCCAGGCCCAGGCCGCUGCCCGUGCUGAACUGCCCUACACGUUUGCAGCUCCUGAGUCCUGCGAGGCCCUGCGGUCGCUGCUGGGGGGGCGGCCUGCCGACGAGCAGCUGCUGGUGGUGGAGCGGAUUCAGAAGUGCAACCACCCAAGCCUAGCGGCGGGCAACAAGGCCAAGAUGGAGAAGCUGUUUGGCUUCCUCUUGGAAUACGUCGGGGCCUUGGCCACGCGAGACCUGCCGGACCUCAGUGUGAUUGACAAGCUGGUCCCGCAGCUGUACAACCUCUGCCAGCUGUUCCCUGGGGCCGCGAGCGAGGCCGUGAGGUUCGUGCUCCGAGACGCCAUGCACGACAUGGAGGAGGCGCUGGACGCCAAGGGCCGCGCUGCCUUCCCGGGCCUCGACAUGCUCAUUGUCUUGAAGAUUGCGGGGUUGCUUUUCCCGACCUCUGACUUCUGGCACCCGGUGGUGACCCCCGCGAUGGUGUGUAUGAGCCAGCUGCUCACCAAGUGCCCCGUGCUCUCCCUCCGGGACGUGGUGAAGGGGCUGUUCGUGUGCUGCCUCUUCCUGGACUUCAUGUCCCUGUCCCAGCGGUUCGUGCCCGAGCUUGUCAACUUCCUGCUCGGCCUCCUGCACGUCGCUGCUCCCGACAAGCCAGCGCUGGGUUACACCCUAGUGCACCCUUUCCGAGCCCUUGGGAAGCACUCCGAGCUGCUCCUGGUCUCCAACAGAGAGGACGGGGCCACGUGGCAGCAGAGAGGCCUGCCCCUGCGCUGGGCCAACGGCCUGCCAGCCCACACAGAGACAGAAGCCAACCAUGCCAGGCUGUCCUGCGUGGCCGUGGCCCUGGCCCUGGUGGACCGCUGUGUGAUGCUGUACAGCGCCCUGCCUGCCUUCCAGGACAUCAUGCAGCCCCUGCGAGUGGUGCUUACCGAGCACCUAGACCUCAGCCACCCCCAGGUCCUGCAGGAGAUGUGUCGCAGCACCCUGGCCAGGAUGGGGGCCCAGGGGCAGCGCUGCCGGCCCCUGGUCUGUGAGAAGAGCAAGCCAGUGCCGCUGAAGCUGUUCACCCCGAGGCUGGUCAAACGGAAGCGGAAGGUGAAGCAGCUGGUCAACAGCCUGGCGACGCAGGAGGGCGAGUGGAAGGCCCUCAAGAGGGGAAAGUUCAAGAGGUGACCACCACGGAGGCCAGCCAACAGACUGUCAACAGCCCGGCAGAGGAACUGGGUUCGCCCGGGCACAUAUUUGGCCCUGCCGUCCAGUGCUGGGCAGCAGGGACGCCCAGGGCCUUGCCAAGGCAGAGCUGGUCUCAUCCGGGCCCUUGGGACCGUUCAGACAGGCUCCAGCCAUGGGAUUUUGAAGAACACCACACCCACAGGCCGGCCAUCCCUGGCCCAGGGUCUGGGGGACACUAUCCACCCCACGGGGGCUGCCCAGAGCCUCCUUUGCUGGCUGUCAUCCCCCACCUGGGAGAGGGACAGCCCAAGGCUGAGGCACGUCCUGGCCAACACCUGCUGCCUGCCCAUCAGGGACAGGGAGGCACAGGCGCGGACCCUGGUGGGCAGGGGAGGGGACCCGCCAGCCCUGAUGCUGCUCUUGGUGAGUAAAGCCUGCAGUCUGC
This is a messenger RNA of Echinops telfairi (small Madagascar hedgehog), 2945 nucleotides long. It is a transcript of the gene NOP14, whose product is annotated as NOP14 nucleolar protein. The transcript has 17 exons. The record is from RefSeq and is a predicted model, not a curated record. Gene Ontology annotation, biological process: maturation of SSU-rRNA. Gene Ontology annotation, cellular component: nucleolus; small-subunit processome; Noc4p-Nop14p complex. The coding region runs from base 134 to 2500 and encodes 788 amino acids. Lineage: Eukaryota; Metazoa; Chordata; Mammalia; Afrosoricida; Tenrecidae.